Messenger RNA from Solanum pennellii, 985 nucleotides. Its product is annotated as transcription factor MYB15-like. The record is from RefSeq and is a predicted model, not a curated record. Bases 80 to 829 code for a protein of 249 amino acids. The transcript is spliced from 3 exons. Lineage: Eukaryota; Viridiplantae; Streptophyta; Magnoliopsida; Solanales; Solanaceae.
AAGAACUUAGCUAUAGUUUCUUCACUUAGUAAAUUUUUUUUAAAAAUAACUCUUUUUUUUGGAGUGAAUUAAUUUAGAGAUGGUGAGAACACCUUGCCACGACGAAAAUGGUCGUAAAAAAGGUACUUGGACACCUGAAGAAGACAGAAAAUUAGCAGCUUAUAUUACUAAAUAUGGAUCAUGGAAUUGGAGACAACUUCCCAAGUAUGCUGGCUUAGCAAGGUGUGGAAAGAGUUGUAGACUUCGAUGGAUGAAUUAUUUAAGGCCAAAUAUUAAAAGAGGAAACUACACAAAAGAAGAAGAUGAAAUCAUCUUGAACCUCCAUGCUCAACUUGGAAAUAAGUGGUCAACGAUUGCAAGUCACUUGCCAGGAAGAUCAGAUAACGAGAUAAAGAAUCAUUGGCACACAACAGUGAAGAAGCGCGCUAAAUAUAACUCAAGUGAAGGAAGCAAGAAAUGCAAUAAUAAGAAGAGUGAAAGUGAUAUUACUAAAAGAAAGAGUAACGUUGAAAAACAAAAUGCAAGUGAUGAUGAUAAUAAUAAUAAUAAUACUAUGCAUGAAAAUAUAGUAUUGGAAAAUUCAGAAUGGUCAUCAAGUGAAGAAUUAUCCUCUAUUGAUUAUCAACAAGACAUUUUUCAAGAAGAAUUAGCUAAUUUGGAGGAUAUUACAAGUGGAAGUUUUUGGACACAACCAUUUGAAGUGGAUACUAAAAUUAAUUUUGUAGCUCCUUCAAUUGAUUAUUGUGGACUUAUAUGUCCAACUUCACCUUUUAUAUCUCAUGAAUUUCUUUCCUCCUUUGAUCUAGAUCAUUAUGAUUAUAUUUGGUAAAAAGAAAAAAUUAGAAGGGAAAAAGAACUCCCAAUGAAGUUGAUUUAUCUUAUAUCAUCAUAUUCAAUCUCUUACUUGGAGAUGAUUGAUGACAUAGAAUGUAAUGUGAUUUAAGAUGUUUAAUAUAUUACAUUCUGGGUAAAUUAUUCAUUUGUA